AUGGCUUUCACCGAUGCCGAGAAGCAAAAAAGUUUCGACAAAGAAAUCAACGAACUCAUUUCUUCUCUCACAAAUUGCGUAUCGAGCAUUCCGAAAAAUGGAGGUGAUUCAACUCAGGAUGAUGAUGGAUUCAGGAUGAUCACUUUGUCCGGAACCAACCUGGGAGCCAACAUGCGCGGUGAGAUGGACGAGAAACCUACCGGCCCUCAAGGUGUUGAACUAGGAGACACCGAAGAGUUGACUGCAUAUGUGAACAAUAAUUUUCAGGCUUCUAACAAUUCAAUAAUGCUGGGUGGUAGUUUUAAUACGAAGGAUCCAGGUGUUCAUUUGGACAUAUCGGAGUACGUGGAUCACAAUGCACAUCACCUCAAGCGUGGGAAGAAGGGCGAAAAGGGAGGAUCCGAAAGUGACCAUCACAAUGAACAUUAUUCAGACUAG
Fraxinus pennsylvanica is the source of this 438-nucleotide messenger RNA. NCBI's taxonomy places the organism in Eukaryota, Viridiplantae, Streptophyta, Magnoliopsida, Lamiales, Oleaceae. The record is from the annotation of a GenBank genome assembly.